Messenger RNA from Cololabis saira (Pacific saury), 8472 nucleotides. RefSeq names its product regulatory factor X, 3 (influences HLA class II expression) (gene rfx3). Gene Ontology annotation, molecular function: RNA polymerase II cis-regulatory region sequence-specific DNA binding; DNA-binding transcription factor activity, RNA polymerase II-specific. Gene Ontology annotation, biological process: regulation of transcription by RNA polymerase II. The record is from RefSeq and is a predicted model, not a curated record. Gene Ontology annotation, cellular component: nucleus. The transcript has 17 exons. Lineage: Eukaryota; Metazoa; Chordata; Actinopteri; Beloniformes; Belonidae. Bases 134 to 2413 code for a protein of 759 amino acids.
CUGUUGCCCAGUGAGGCAGCGCCAUAGUCACCGUAGUCCUGGCGACUGUAACCCACCAACAACAACCUCGCUCCAUCAUUACCACCUCCUCCACCAUCCCCAUCUCCAUCAACCAGUCCACAACUCAGGUGCCAUGCAGACCCCUGAAGCAGGCGCUGAAUCCACCUCCACUGUCCCCCUUCAGACCGCUGUGCCUGUUCAGCCUACUGGCUCUACCCAGCAGGUGCCUGUGCAGCAGCAGGCCCAGACUGUUCAACAGGUUCAGCAUGUUUACCCAGCACAGGUGCAGUAUGUUGAGGAAAACAGUGGCGUCUACACCAAUGGCAACAUAAGAAGCUACUCGUAUUCAGAGCCACAGCUGUACAGCCAGAACAGUGGAGGGAACUACUUUGAUACGCAGGGCAGCUCGUCGCAAGUGUCCACAGUAGUGACAUCUCAUGGCUUGACAAACAAUGGAGGAGGGGGCACUGGAGGAAUAAGCAUGGGUCUGGCAGGGGGUCCGGUAAUCAGCAACAAUUCUGGGACUUACCUGAUGGACAAUGCCGGACCCCACCCUGCCACCCAAACGGCACGAGCCUCCCCAGCCACUAUUGAAAUGGCGAUUGAGACGCUCCAAAAAUCUGAGGGUUUAUCCAGUCAGAGAAGCUCACUGCUCAACAGCCAUCUCCAGUGGCUCCUGGACAACUACGAGACAGCAGAAGGAGUAAGUCUACCACGAUCCACCCUCUACAAUCAUUAUCUGCGCCAUUGCCAGGAGCAGAAACUGGACCCUGUAAAUGCAGCCUCUUUCGGCAAACUCAUUCGCUCCAUCUUCAUGGGACUCCGUACAAGGCGCCUUGGGACGAGAGGGAACUCCAAAUAUCAUUACUACGGUAUACGUGUGAAACCAGAUUCCCCGCUCAAUAGGCUCCAAGAAGACAUGCAGUACAUGGCUCUCAGACAGCAGCCUGUUCAGCAAAAACAGAGGUUCAAGUCGGUGCAGAAGUUUGAUGCGGGCUCCGGGGACAAUUACUCAAGCGGAGGCCAGAACCUUCCUGGUGCGGCAGAGCAGACGGUCAUUGCGCAGAGCCAGCACCACCAGCAGUUCUUGGAUGCAUCACGGGCACUCCCCGACUUUGUAGAGCUGGACUUGGGACAGAGCAACUCGGAGAACAUCAGCCAAGAGGAUGUGAAAGCUCUCCAGUCCCUCUAUAGAGAGCACUGUGAGGCUAUCUUGGAUGUGGUCGUUAACCUCCAGUUCAGUCUAAUAGAGAAGCUGUGGCAGACGUUCUGGCGUUAUUCUCCUCCUGACACUGUAGAGGGCGCCACUGUUACAGAAAACAGCAGCAUAAGUGAGAUUGAAGCACGUCUCCCCCGAGCUCAGCUCCUGGCACUGUGCAGAAACGAGGCAGUUCUUAAGUGGAUGAGCACCUGUGACCAUUUAAUGUACCAGGCCCUUGUGGAGAUCCUUAUUCCUGAUGUCCUGAGACCCAUUCCCAGUGCCUUGACUCAAGCCAUUCGCAACUUUGCCAAAAGCCUAGAAGGUUGGCUUAAUAAUGCCAUGAACACCAUUCCACAGAGAAUGGUCCAGACCAAGAUUGCUGCUGUUAGUGCCUUUGCGCAAACAUUGCGCAGAUAUACGUCACUGAACCACCUUGCUCAGGCGGCACGAGCUGUGUUGCAGAACACAUCACAGAUCAACCAGAUGCUGAGUGAUCUCAACCGUGUGGACUUCGCCAACGUACAGGAGCAGGCAUCAUGGGUGUGCCAGUGUGAGGAGGGAGUGGUACAGCACUUGGAGCAGGACUUCAAGGCCACACUGCAGCAGCAAAGCUCUCUGGAGCAGUGGGCGGCCUGGCUGGACAAUGUGGUCACUCAGGUGCUCAAGCCCUUCGAGCACAGGCCCAGCUUCCCCAGGGCAGCGCGACAGUUCCUGCUUAAGUGGUCCUUCUACAGCUCUAUGGUGAUCAGGGACCUGACCCUGCGCAGCGCUGCCAGCUUUGGUUCGUUCCACCUGAUUCGCCUGCUCUACGAUGAGUACAUGUUCUACCUAGUGGAACACCGUGUGGCUCAAGCCACCGGAGAGACACCCAUUGGUGUAAUGGGCGAGUUUGACAGCCUCAACACCUUAUCCCUUACAAACAUUGAUAAAGAUGAAACAAGUGGCAUGGACAGUGAUUUGGAAGAGUACACAGAAGAGUCUGGAGAACCUCUGGCUAAACGGGAGAAGUCGGAGCAUGAGGUGAUCCAGGUGAUCCAGGUCGGGGCACUAGAGGAUGGGUCCCACCCUGUGGUGGGUGUUGUUCAACCAGGUGUACUCCACUCACUGCCACAGCCCCCGCAGGACCACACGGAGCACAUCCUGACCUCCUCCACUGGUACUCCCACCAUCCGCCACUGCAGCACCACAGGCAACACCUAUGCCUCAGUUUGAAGGUCUGAGGGGCAGAGCUGACCUUGUAUGGCCCAGGUUUGCUGUCUCACAUAUUUCCGCAUAUCUCUCUUAGUGUAAGUCCUUUUCAUGCAUUGUGUCUGUUUACAGUUCUGUGGACAUGUGCUCCUCUCCCUGUCUGGUCAGUGGAGGAGUGACACUCUAGCCACGACGUGCUGUGUCUUUGUCUGACUUAUUAGAUUCUGGAUGUGCAGUCAUCCUGUGAGUCUUUACUCUAACAUAGAGCGGCAGCUGGUGGAAGGGACGUGGAGGAAAAGGACUAAUUGGACCCGUUACAUGUUUUUCUGUUCAAUUACGACCUACUGCCUCCGUCUGUGUACAGACGAGGUUUUAACCUGGAGGAAAAGUAACCUCCUUCAAAUGACUGAUGUCUCAGAGCUCAAAUCCAUGUCACUAGUCCCAGUAGAGCAAAAGCAUCGCCCGACUCCAAACCCUCACCCAUGGCACAUAGUUUUGCUGUACUUUCAAUUGGUAUUAAGCCUGGGAUAUACUUGCAGUUCAGAACGCGUACGCAUCCAGGCCGCCGCGCGUAUCCUGCGUUCCUUUGACGCGUCGACGUGCACGUUCUCAAAAAGACACUGAACGCGUACGCGACCUGCAGUUCUCGCUGUGGCCGCGAGUGGCGCUGGUCCCGGUCUGAUCCCAGCUGGCCACAAGUGACGACGCGGAGGUCACUGGCGCCGUUUCCUUUGCCGAGAUUGCAACCAAAGCAAUGUUAUAAUCUCCUACAUCAUCCAAUGGUGUCAUGUAAACUUGUUCGUUGUUCUAAUCUGCUACUGCUACUACCGCUGCUACUACUGCUACUACUACUACUAAAUAUUUACCCACUUUUCCAACUGUUGCUCUGCUCACUGCCCCCUAUCGGUCACCGCCGGUACGACGCGCUCUCCUCGCGUACUACGCGAGCGACGUUGCGGUUGGUGGUGCACGCGAACGGACACGAACGCAAGCACCAACAGCAAGUAUAUCUGGGGCUUUACUCAAAGCUUAUGGUGCUAUUGUUGUGUUUCAGUUUAAAUUUUGUAGUCGGCUAUCCUAAGUUUAGUAUGAUUUUGUUGAACAUGCAUUCGAACUGCUGACAAACAUCUGACUGAAGAUGUUUUUGAGUAUUCUAUGUAGCUAAAUAAAGUUUCUGAUAUAUAAUUAAGGCUCAUGGGACAGUUCUCUUUGACGAUUACGUUAAUCCAGCUGGUGACUAUUUACAGCAUUUAGCCAAAUGUGAUGCUGCUCCUGCAGAUAGGGAUGAAAGUGAGGAAGAUGGUUUAAGAAAGGAAAAACCUCCUCAGUGCUAGCUUUUCUAUGCACCCUGUGCAUAACGCUUGCCUUUGUUCAUUUUAGAUGCCCUGUAGUGUGGUUUAUGUGAUACGCUGUAAUCCUUAAAAUUUACUGAACAUGUUUCCCUGGUUUUACAGUUUCGUUUUGUUUCUCUCACAAUGAAAUUAAGUUUUGCAGUGGACCAAAAAAAAAAAAAAAAAAAAACAGUACAAAGCUAAGAGUGAGCCGUUUGAGCCACACAAAAGCUGUUUCCUGUCCCACAGUGCCAUGUUGGAGAGCAGAAGGAAUGUCAGGGAUUUAAUGUACCUCGGCUUUAUCGUAGUGCCUUAUACUUAAAUGCAGCUGUUCAUGUAGUCCUGACUGUGUGCUGUAGAGAAGCCCAUAGCCCCUCUGCAUUGUCCCAGCCACAGAUUUGGCUUUUCUGGCGACUCAUGGCUGGAUUUGGGCUGGCUCAUCAGUGCUGAGACCUGUGGGAUGCUGGCACGGACACAACCGGUUGUUUUCUGUCUAUCUAGCUUUUUUUAAGCUUGUAAUUGAUCUGAGUCCUGGAGCCUCAUGUACAAAAUUUACGGCGCACAAAAAACGUGCGUACGCCACUUUCUAUUGCUCACGGUCGGAUGCUCAAAAAGUGACUUGAACAUGAAAAGUUGCGGCCCUUCACGCACACAUCAAGGCUGGGGUACGCACAUAUCUGGGGUUUUGUCUGUUGGCGACGCUCACUGGCGAUGCAGUAAAGUCCAGAAUGUGAGGAAACGUGACGUCAACAAUAAGUUCACGACCACGUGAAGGACACGACAGUCCCCACAUCACCAAAUAAGUUACACGUUAGUGGGACUGCAACAAUUUCACAUGGUCUGAAUAUACAAUGGAACUUGUCAAUCCCAACGGCAGCCUCGGUUCCGUUAGAAGAACCUGCUGGUGGCAGGAUCGGGAGCGAGUCUUCAGAAAGUUGUUCUCCUGGUCAUGGGCCGAGACGUACACCGGUCUCUCGUCCUGCAGAUGCAAAACUCCGAGUUACAGCAACUUUGUUCUUUAUUUCUCACGUUUGCACCUAGAUCAUCACGUUGGCACAAGUUGUCUUUAUUUUCUGCAGCGGAGGAAUCAGAUGCUUCAUGUUUUAAAUAUAAGUUUAUCUUCACAUUGUUACACUUAUGAGAGACGUGAUCACAGACAUCCACAAUGCAAACUCAAAACACGUACAUUGGGCUUAAUAUGUUAGUAUAUAAUACACGCGACAGUAAAACUGAACAAGGAGCCGUUUUUCGUCCCACAAACUUAAGUUACGGUCUCGAUUCUUAAAAUACAAACGAGGGAAAAAAAAAAAGAGUAUAAUGAUGCCCUAACGCUAAUUAUAUUAACAUUCAAAAACCCUUACGGACAUAAAAUCACAACUCUUCACGUAACGCAACAAAAAACAAAGAAUUAUACCCAUAAUGCAAUGCACAACUACAGCACAUUACUCUGUUUUUUUUUUUACAGCUGUAAUCAGUAGAAAAAUAAAUUGUUUCCUGCCUCAACUUCUGACAGGAGUGUCUCCAGCUCACAGCUUUUUUUUUUAUUUGUUUCACUUGUGUUUGCAAGUUCCUUGUUAGGAUGAGUGGUUUUUAAUGUAUUUAAUUUGUGCUCAUUAUCACAUUCAAAUUGAUUUACUUGAGGGAGGAGACGGGGAGAAGUGUCCUGCUCCCGCAUGUGCUCUCAAUUCCACGUUGAUUGUGAUGUUCAAAGAAACGUGCGUGGAUUUGGGCGUACGCACAGUUUUGAGAAUUUUUUUUUUUUUUUGCGUACGCAAGAUUUCCAUGAUGGAAUCCAAGCACUCUUUGUACAUGAGGCCCCUGGUCUUUAGCCUUUCUCCUGCCCUCACUCUGCCCCCUUGAGGCUUAUUCUUGCAUUAGCCUGUCAUCGGGUGAAGUGUGCAUGAGUGCGAGUGGAUGCGUUUAUGUGCAACGUGUUUUUAUGUGCAUAUGUUCAAAUGCCUGUUUCUGUGUGCUUGUAUUGUAUGUGUGUGUAUAGAAACACAUCCAUCAGUCACCCUACCUCAAACCAGUGGUGCCAGCCCUUUGAUGCGUGCAGCACAGUCACCGAACCUUAUUGCACACACGCCACUGUACUGCACAAAUCUCAACAAUACAGAGAAAACCUGCAUUGCUUUUUCUCUCACCUCUGAUAGAUUUUCUUUUUCAGUUUUUUGCCCAUAAAAUGCUUCAUCAUUUGUUCCCUGUUUAAAGAUCAUCUUUGUACAGUGGACCAAAAGUAGAUAUUUUCUGAUAUUCAAAGAGAUAUAGAGAUCUAUAGAUAUAUAUGUAUAAUAUAUAAAAAGAAGACACUACAUAUAUCUGUUGCUUUUUAUGUGGUUGAUUGUUAAUAUGUGAAUGUUUCUUUGGGUAGCUCGUCUGCAGUUAGUUUAUAGACUGUGAAAUUGGAAAGGCUUGGGGACUAACUUCUGAUUUAUUCAAUUACAUCUAUACUUGAACUGUUAGCUUUCUAUGUUUAGGGAAUAUUGAGAUUAAUCCUCUAAAUAGAAAACAUUUUGGUACUAAAAUUGUUUUUGUUUCUUUUUUUUAAGUGUUUUUUUUUUCUUUUUAAAGAAAUGUUUAUUUAUUAAUAUUUAUUGUAUUAUUUUAUGGAUAAAUUAUGAGUUCUGAUUAUAAAUCAAGAAUGAAACCACUGCAAAAAGCAGAACUACUGUACUGUAGGAGGGGAUUAGGACUGGGUUUACUGGAAACACAACCUAUAACGUUUGAUAAAUUCCUGCUGAUAUUAAAGAUCUCCCCCCUUUUUUCUUUUUAAUCUUUUUGCUUUAUUGAUCUUAUGUUGUGCUUGUAUCCAGAUCAUACUCAUGUGCAUGUGAAUAAGGGAGGGAAAGUGAUACAAAUACCCUGUGAUUUAAGUAUCAAACUCACGUUUUUGUUUCUUGCUCUUUCUUUUAGUGUUCUAUCCAUUUGGAUAACCUAAUCUCAAAAUGAACCCAUAUGUUGAUCCCAGGCUAUGAAAUGUUUCAGCCAAUGCAUCCAGGAACUCAAUUAUUCUUUCCCUUCUUUGUCCCAACUAUAAAACCAUGACAAUAUCAAAAGCAGUUAUCAUGUCAAAUAACAACAAAUGGCUAGAAAGAAAUGUAACUCCUGAAUCAUUUUGUACACUUACACCACAUUAUAUAGAUUUAUAUUUAAGUAACCGCUAAAAAAAAAAAUCAAUUUCUCCAUCUUCUCUUGACUGACUCAAUUAAUACAUGAAGGGUUUAUGUUUAAAAUGUUAAUUCAUAUUGUUUGUCGUGCUUUCAGUCAGGAGUGAAUGUUCUGCUGGAUACAUUCCUUCCCCGUGGCAUGUUUUAUUGUUCUCCUACAUGGCUAUUCUUAUCAUUUUUCAUUUAAAUUAACCAUAGAUUCUUUGUCACAUAUAUUCAUUACCACACUGUAGAUGGUGACUUGUAUUAUUUUGUGUGCCUGAAGCAAAAAUGGCUUAAUAGGUGUUUUGAGUCUGAAUUGUGUAUUUUGAAUUGUUAAGUGCUUUCUGGUGUUGCACACCUGCCAAGUGCUGCUAGUAACUGUUUUUGUCAAUCUAGCUCUUUCAGACGGUGUAUAUCACAGCCCGCCUGGUUAACACUGGACUGAUGGUAAUGCUGCCAACACAAUUGUACUUCAUUUCUCAGCCUUUGAGAAAUAAGGUUUUUUUUUUUUUUUUUUUUUUGGUUAAUAACAGCUAUUUGCAAACAAGCCCAUUUCCAACCAUAAAACUUAAGAUGUGAGCAUGAAUCGCCACUCAACGUGGAUGACAUGGCAGAUUCACUGACCCAUAGCAAACUGUGGUGCCUUUAAUUUUACCCCGGCCGCAGCAGAUGGCCUGGGUGACUGCUGAGUCUCGCAUGAGCUACAGAUGGAGGCUUCAGAGCAGGCGUUUGUCUUUUUUUUCAUAUAUAUACAUACACAUAACCGUUAAAAACAGUGCAGUUGAAGCAUUCAGACAACUCCUUAGACAUGACUAUUGAUAAGUCAUUGGAUGUCACUUGCGCGCAUCCUUGGUUAGGAAAACACGGAUGAAUACCUGCAAAACAACUUCUAAAUGUAUAGAACUGGUAACUGUACCGGCAGAGUUGCUGUAAGUAAAAUGCUCUCUAAGUUGUUUACUCAUGAUUGUGAAGAUUUUCUUUCUCUUUCAUUUGUCAAAUAUUUUUUGAAUGCUGUGACCCGUUUGAGAUUUGUAAGUGCCAUUUUACAGUCUAGUGAGUGGUGGCCAGCUGUAGCACGCUCUAAUGCAAGCACAAGCAUUUGGCAAUGACAUUUGGGGUAGGCGUUUUGUUUAAAUUCACCUUUGACAAAAAUGUGUACAUAGAAAAAGCUGAAAAGGUAUUUAUUUGUGCCCUAAUUAUUUGUUCUUUUGGUGACAUUUUAGCUGAUAUGUUGGCUUAAAUGCUUUUGUGAUUUUUUGGGGGGGGAUAAUGUAUAGUAUCUGAUAAUAUAAAUACACAUUUUCAUGUGACUUUCUUUUUGUGUGCCGUUAAGUUUGCUACUUAAAAUGUAUAUUCUCAAAUUGACAAGCAAACCAAUGUGUGUAGGGUGAUUUGUAUCGUGUAUUUUACAUAAAAAGAAAAAAGAAAAAACAAGGACGAGCGGGGGACUUUUAUAUUUACAAAGACAUUGUCAUUUAGUGCGUUGUAAUGAUGAUUAUAGAAACUAUUAAUGACACAUGUAGUUUCGUUUUCUGAAUAUUUCAGAUCUCAGCUCAGGCUAGCUUCUUAGUGUUGUUUUCUUAAAAUUUGUGACUUGUCUUUG